CCUCGGCGCCCUUCGCCAUCCAUCUCCCGCUCCGGGGCUGGCUUGGCCUGUGCUGACUCCGCAUUCAGCGGGGCUGGAAGGGGCUGACACGGUCCCCGGGCAGGCGCCUGGCGGCGUCCCUCGCUCCCAAGCGGGCUGCUGCUUUGCAACUGGCAUGUGGCGCCAAGCGGGAGUCCGCUCCUGAAGCUGCUCCCGGUCCUUCCCCUCCAGCCCCGGUUGGCUGGGCUAGAGCAACGCAGUUCUGCUGCUCUUCUUCUUUCGCGAAGCCGUUUCGCGAGGCUUGACUCGCGGUAUUUGGGGGAUGAUCCAAACGGCGCUAUUAGUCCGCAAUAGUGAACAAGGCGGCUCACAAUCCACCAGCGAAGUCUCCCGCUCCUGCUGGGGAGUGGUGGUGAGAAUGACGGGGAUGACUUUGGCCACAACUGGAAACCUCCGGAGCAGGAGCUGAUCGUGAAGCUGGUGGCCCAGAUUGAGUAUUACUUCUCAGAUGAAAACCUUGAAAAAGAUGCCUUUCUCCUGAAGCAUGUUCGGAGGAACAAGAUGGGAUACGUCAGUGUCAAGCUCCUGACAUCUUUCAAAAAGGUAAAACACUUGACCCGUGACUGGAGAACCACAUCUUAUGCCCUGAAAUAUUCUGAUGUUUUGGAGCUGAAUGAAGACAACAGGAAGGUCCGUCGUAACACUCCUGUCCCCGUCUUCCCUAGCGAGAAUCUCCCAAGCAAGAUGCUGCUUGUCUAUGACAUCUGCUUGGUUUCUGAUCUCCAUCCUCCAGAUGGAGGACAAGAGAAUGGAUGUGUUCAAGAGAAGAUAAUGGAGCAUCUCCUCAAAGCCUUUGUCAGGUUUGGCGUCAUCUCGUCGGUUCGCAUCCUCAAGCCUGGUCGGGAUCUUCCACCAGAUAUCAAGAGAUUCAGCAGCCGAUACAGCCAAGUGGGAACCAAAGAAUGUGCGAUCAUCGAGUUUGAAGAGGUAGAUGCUGCUAUCAAAGCUCAUGAGUCUAUGUGCAUCAGGGACAAUGAAACUGCCAUGAAGGUUAUCCUCAUUGGAAUGAAGCCUCCAAAAAAGAAGGUCCUCAAAGACAAGAACCGUGAAGAAGACUCCAGCAAGGCUCUCAGCAAAACGCGUUCAGUGAACAAGAGGGUUGAAGAACUUCAGUUCAUUGGUGAUGAAUCUUCAGCCAACAGCUCCUCUGAGCCUGAGAGCAACCCAGCAUCACCCAUGUCUGGGCGCAGAAGCAACUCUUCCAACAAAUUGAGUCUUUCUGCCUACCAGAACAAUCAUCUUAGCCCAAACGUGUCUCCAAGAUCCAGCCCUUGGAGCAGCCCUUCUGCACUGCGUAAAGUGUCCAGGAUGUCCCCACUUGCUGGAGAAGGAAGGCUUAGCCUGAGCACCAGCCCUGAGACAUCAAGGAGAUGCAUGGAUUAUUCAUCGGACAGUAGUGUUACUCCUUCCAGCAGCCCGUGGGUCCAGAGGAGGCGGCAAGCUCAGACUCUGACACAAGAGAAAAGUCCUGUAGGCAGCCCAGUGCAGAGUCCCAAAAUACCGACUGCAGUUGGGUUACCCGUUGGCGUUCUGCGUCUGCCCAGGGGCCCUGAUGGUACGAAGGGAUUCUAUAACUGCCACGAAAGGAACAGGCCCACAAAGAACGAAGAAGCUUCGUGUGGUGCAUUGAACUGAUGGACUGUCCCAGUGCUGUCCUCCUCAAGGACUUGCCUCAUUGUAGUAUUUUCCUUUUUUUUAAAAAAAGCUUUUCUAUCUGUGUAGCUUUGUAUGUUUAUAUUCGCACUUAAAUCUAUAUGUUGUCUUCAUUUUAUUUUAUUUUGACUGAAAUCUCAGCUGUGCUGCAUUUUACUUCUCUUUUUUAUACCAGGAAUAACCAAACAUUUUAGGGGGGAAACCUUUUUAUUUUGCAAAGUGCAAAUAUAUUUUAGUGUGUGCAAUGGUCAGAGUUGUACCCAUUAUUUUAACAGUAUGUCGAAGCCUCUCUUGUAUGUAAUCUUUGAAAGGAACUCUGGAGUUUCUGAUAUAUUGCUAGCGUUGACGGUCAAAAAGACAAUUCUGAGUGUUUUUUUAGACAAAAAGUGUAUUGGUAUGAAUAAAAAGCCAAAAACAUUAAAAAAUGUUUUAUCUCCUGGCUCAUCAGGCUUCAA
Molecule: messenger RNA, 2147 nt
Organism: Podarcis muralis (Common wall lizard)
Lineage: Eukaryota; Metazoa; Chordata; Lepidosauria; Squamata; Lacertidae
Gene: LARP6
Product: La ribonucleoprotein 6, translational regulator
Biological process (GO): RNA processing
Cellular component (GO): ribonucleoprotein complex; nucleus
Molecular function (GO): mRNA binding
Source: RefSeq, a predicted model, not a curated record